Messenger RNA from Neurospora tetraspora, 1763 nucleotides. RefSeq names its product cytochrome P450. Gene Ontology annotation, molecular function: heme binding; iron ion binding; oxidoreductase activity, acting on paired donors, with incorporation or reduction of molecular oxygen. NCBI's taxonomy places the organism in Eukaryota, Fungi, Ascomycota, Sordariomycetes, Sordariales, Sordariaceae. The coding region runs from base 346 to 1680 and encodes 444 amino acids. The record is from RefSeq and is a predicted model, not a curated record. The transcript has 5 exons.
UAGUCUGUGGGUGUUGGUGAUGAACUAGGCUAGGUCUGGGCCAGGAACCUGGCUGGCUGGAAAUACAGAUAUACCCGAGGUAUCCUCCCUAUGUCCUAUCUACUAUGUACCUACCUCUUCCUGGGUUGGUACGUACUGGGCAGGUGCCAUGGCCUUUGGUUCAUCUGACGUUUCAGUGACGUUCACUGACUCGUUCACGAGCUGGAAACCCACAAGACGAACGUUCAAGUGACGUUAUGUCAAGUCAAAUAACUCCCAUUAGCUCGCUCUCUUCUAAUACUUACUCCAGCCAUUUCUUUUCCCCUUGAUUGUAUCAGCCAAGGUUCUCGAAGCUCUCUCUGGCUCAUGUCCUUCACCCGCGCUCGUACCCAACUUAUACCCUCGACGAGACUUCUCACAUCAACAAUCCUCAUCCGAUCCUCUUUUCACAGAAUACCUUUACCUUCCUUCUCAACAACCUCCAAAAUGGGUGCCCUCACCGAAAUCCUCGAAUUCCCCUUCCGCCGCGCCUCCGGCCUCGACCCGCCUCCCGAAUUCGCCCGCCUCCGCAAGAUCGACCCGGUGACCCAGGUCCGACUCUUCGACGGCAGCCUCGCCUGGUUGGUGACCAAGUACUACGACGUCUGCCAGGUGGCCACGGACGAGCGGCUGUCCAAGGAGCGGACGAGGCCCGGCUUCCCGGAGCUCGCCGCGGGCGGGAAAGAGGCGGCCAAAAACCGGGCCACGUUUGUAGACAUGGAUCCGCCCAAGCACAUGCAGUAUCGCGGCAUGGUCCAACCGAUUUUCGACAUUGAACAUGUCAAGGAGCUGGAGCCGUACAUCCAGAAGACGGUGGAGGACUUGUUGGAGAGGAUGAAGAGUAAGGGAUGUGAGGGCGGCCCGGUGGAUUUGGUGCAGAACUUUGCGCUGCCGGUGCCUUCCUAUAUCAUCUAUACCAUCCUCGGCGUCCCCUUUGAGGACCUCGAGUUUCUGACUCAGCAGAACUCGAUCCGUACGAACGGAAGUUCGACAGCGCGAGAGGCAUCUGCUGCUAAUCAGGAGCUCCUCAACUACCUCCGUCGCCUAGCCGAAGAGCGUCUGGAGGAGCCCAAGGAUGACCUGAUCAGCAAGCUCAUGACCGAGCAAGUUAAGACCGGCAAGCUCGACAUGACCGAUGCCGUUCAGAUGGCCUUCCUCCAUCUAGUGGCCGGCAAUGCCACCAUGGUGAACAUGAUCGCCUUGGGCAUCGUAACCCUCUUCCAAAACCCCUCCCAACUCGAAGAACUCAAGCGCGACCCUUCCCUCGUCCCCGCCUUCGUCGAAGAGCUCAGCCGAUUCCACACCUCCUCGGCCAUGGCCAUCCGCCGCGUCGCCAAGGAGGACCUCGAGAUCGGCGGCAAGACCAUCAAGGAGGGCGAGGGCGUCAUCGGCUCCAACCUGUCGGCUAACCGCGAUGAGGAGGUGUUCAAGGACGCCGACAAGUUCGACAUGCAUCGCGAGUGGCCUGAGAGGGAGUUGGGCUUUGGGUGGGGAGACCAUAGGUGUAUUGCGGAGUUUUUGGCGAAGGCCGAGAUGAAGGCUGUUUUUGGAACUAUUUUCAAGAAGUUGCCGAAUCUGAAGAUUGCGGUGCCUUUUGACAAGAUUGAGUACACGCCGCUUGAUCGCGAUGUUGGAAUUGUCAAGCUGCCUGUUACUUGGUAAGUUGGAGAGCCGGAGUCGAUCAAUACAAAGUGGGUUGUAUGUAAUGUAAUCGCGGAGUGUCUGUAUAUGAGGUAGAACUUGAA